Messenger RNA from Candidula unifasciata, 2850 nucleotides. NCBI's taxonomy places the organism in Eukaryota, Metazoa, Mollusca, Gastropoda, Stylommatophora, Geomitridae. The record is from the annotation of a GenBank genome assembly.
AUGGGUAUCCACGGUCUGACGGGUUUCAUCGACAGUAACCAACACUUGCUGCAGCAGCAUCACUUACAUGACUGUUCUGUAGUUCUAGAUGGAAACAAUUUCUACCAUUUCCUCUACUACACCUGCCAUGUGCAGUGCAGUUUUGGUGGAGACUACGAUGUUUAUCGGAAAAAAAUAAUUUCAACUUUCGAAUCAUUUAAAACAUGUGGGAUAACUGCGUAUGUCAUCAUGGAUGGGGCUUAUACGGUGGAUGGCAGGAAGCUAAGGACUUCACUGAGCAGGGCUUCAGCACGAAUCAAACUUGUCGAUACAAUGGCCAACAAUCAGAAGGGACAAGCGUUACCAGCCUUGGCGUAUGAAACAUUUAUGCAGACCCUAAACGAGCUCAGGAUUCACCAUGCAACUUGCCAGUUUGAAGCUGACAAUGAGAUAGCCGUUCUGGCGAACAAGUUAAACUGUCCAGUAAUCAGCAAUGACAGUGAUUUUUACAUUUUUGAUUUAAAUAAUGGAUUCUUACCUCUAGAUUAUCUUGACUUCCGAACUUUAGAGAGAGUUGAGUCUGACGGAAGCAAGUUGCAUUACUUACACUGUCACAAAUACCACGUCGAUGACUUCAUCAACUCAUUUGAUGGUUUAAGUCGUUCAGUGCUGCCUGUGUUUGCAAGUUUGCUAGGGAACGAUUUUAUUAAUGCCAGUGCCUUUUCUACAUUUUACUCCCGGGUCAAAGUUCCAAAAGUGAUAUCCAAAAAAUUCUCCCUGCCUCCAAGAUUAUCAAAAGUGAUCAGUGUGCUACACUGGCUCAACACACAGACAGACAGCAGCGAAUUCUCCGAUAUUCAGGCUGAACUGCUGGAGUUCAUCAAACCACGCAGCAAGGUGCGGGUGGAGAAGAUGUUUGUGUCUUCGGUCAAUGGGUACGUGGAUGUGGAAAACUUUCAGGGGAUUGAUCUCUUCCACUUUCUGACUGGUGAUGCAGAACAAUGCCCUUGCACUGCAGCAGAAGAGUUUCGUAGCUACAAUGGCACGGUAUUUCCUGAUUGGUUUGUUAAAGCUGCUUGUUGUGGGGAGGUAACCCCUUCUACAUUAAAUUGUGCUAUUCUGCACAGAGUUAUCAUUCUUACCCAGGUGGAGGAUUUGUCCCAGGAGUCCUCCUUUCAGUGUUCCUUGGCUUUGAGACAGGUGUUGUAUGGUGUUCUUCUUCAGGAGGAUCUGAAGCAGCAGCCUGCUGGCAGUGCAAUCAUCUCCUACAGUAGUCCAGGGAUUGACUGCAGCAGUGAGGAGUUACCUUCACAGGUGUAUUGCACUUCUCAAGCACAGAAAAACACUCACAAACUGUCAGAUUGUUUCAGGUUAGAUGAGGGAAGUCAUGAUGUCAGUUCCAGUGAAAAGGGUGCUAGUGUGAUUUUGUAUGGAAGGGUGUGUGAUGUGAGAACAGAAGAGAGACAGGUUGGAGUGGACCUGAAGGAAGGAUGUGGUGAUGUUGUCAAAGAAGUGAUUGCAGAAUGUGACAGUGCACAUGAUGCUAAUACUGGAGGAGAUUGUGUGGCUGUAAAUGAGGUGGAGCCUGGAGCUGAAGUCUGUGACAGUCAAAUGGUGUUAGAAACAAAAACAGAGGAUGCUGAGAGGAAAACCAAAGAGUUCUGUGUUGAAGAGUAUACCAGGCUAAAGAAGAAUUUAUUGAAGAACCUUGUUGAGCCUGUCUAUUGUGUAGGAACAGUUCCUGUGCCAGGCCUGGCCUACAUACCAAACAUGGCUGUAGCUGAGAGGAAGUCUGUGCUGGCCGCAGCUCUGGGAGUUGACCUGGAUUUUAUGGCCAGGUUUUGUGAAGAGCUCCAGCUGUUUGCUGGGUGCCUGGUCAUGUGGGCUCGCAAUGUUCGUCCCAGAAUCAGCCCUGGACAUUUAGAAACUGUUGUUGCUGGAGUGAUAUUGCUUCAGGUUUGUGUGUCACUGGCAGAGAGGACACAUGAAACACAAGAAGUAGAGAAUACCAAGACUGGAGAUGAGAUGGAGAAUGGAGAUGGGACAAGAAACAGCAAAUUAACAGAGCAGAGAGAUGGGAAAGUAGCAACAAGAAUAAGUGAGCAGAAGGACAAGAAGAAGAGUUUGAAAAUUCAGCAACAGGCCAGUGAACUUUCUAGAAUAAAUUGUGAACUAGAAAUGAUGGAACAGACUGACAAAAUAAAUGCGCAGAGUGAAGGGAGUAUCAGUGGAAAAAAAACUUGUGAGAAUAAUAGACAUGAGACUCAGCCUACACAUGUUGGUCUCUCCAGCUUGCAUGCUGACUGUGUCAGUGUUGCCCGGCUGUGUUCACAAGUUAGAACUGUUCACUUAGAGAACAUCAGACAGAACUUGCACAAGUAUCACGCCAAAUCCCCUGUGUUCAACAACAAGAACCUUUACACCGCCAAAGUGCCUCAUGCGUUUGCUCAGCUGCAAGCCUGUAUGCUGGAUGCUAUCAAUCUCAACAAACUUCUUCAGCGCCCAUUUCCAACCAUACGUCCUGCUGAUUUCAUCAACGGCACAUUUCUCUACAAUUUCUACACCGACCUGUCUGUCCGUGCCAACCCAGAUCUUUUCCUGACUCUCAUGUUUGAUAGAAGCCCAGAUGUCAUUUCCACUUUUAAACUGUUUAGAGAUUUAAUAAUCAGCUAUGUCGGUGGGAACUGCUUUGACUCCCCAUCUUCACUUUCAAAGAAGAUAAGAAAAAGAAGGCCAAAAGGAGAAAAAAAACUUAGAACUGACCAGGAGAUGAGCAAAGAGAAGUCCAGUGAUAAAGAGAAAGCUGUUAACCUGGUAGCUGGAUUUGAUGUGGCUAAUAAGUUUAGUGUCCUGUCUAUGGAUGAUUCUUGA